Messenger RNA from Athene cunicularia (burrowing owl), 8141 nucleotides. RefSeq names its product hydrocephalus-inducing protein homolog. Gene Ontology annotation, cellular component: axoneme. The coding region runs from base 1 to 8106 and encodes 2701 amino acids. Lineage: Eukaryota; Metazoa; Chordata; Aves; Strigiformes; Strigidae. The record is from RefSeq and is a predicted model, not a curated record. Gene Ontology annotation, biological process: axonemal central apparatus assembly; cilium movement. The transcript has 46 exons.
AUGCUUCUGUUGGAGGGGGCUGUCAUGCUGACUCCAUCUGCCUUCCUGAAGGAGAUGUCUCUUACCACCCAGCAGAGGCUGGCCAGCACCUGGGAGAUGAGGCGGCCCCAGAUUACCCAGCUUCUGGACAUGGGUGAAGCCUCCCAUCACAAGUUCUCAGCAGUUGACCUGGACCAGAGCUUGUUUCAGCCUUUUCCUUCAGAGGUGGUAUUUCAGAACUACAUCCCCUUUGAGGUCUACAAAGUGCCACUGAUUCUGAGGAACACUGACAAGGUUCCUCGGCUGGUGAAGGUUGUCUUGGAGCCGUCACCUUACUUCAAGUUGACCGUCCCUGGUGGUGCGUGCUGUAAAGUAGCACCUGGCAUGUGCUCAACUUUCCACAUCCUGUUCACCCCGGAGGAGAACAAGGAUUAUUUCCACCAGCUCACCUGCAUCACAGAAAGGGAAAAGUUUAUCGUACCAAUCCGAGCUGUAGGUGCCCGAGCUAUCCUGGACUUCCCUGACCAGCUGAACUUCUCUGUCUGUCCAGUCAAGUACAGCUCCCAGAAAACUCUGCUGGUUCGCAACGUGGGUAACCGGGAGGCUCGCUACUGCAUCAGCACUGAGAGUCCCUUCUCUGUGGAUCCCUCCACUGGGACUCUUGGGAUUGGUGAUGCCGUGCAAGUGACAGUGGAGUUUCACCCGCUGAAGACCGGGGAUCAUUCCGGUUCCCUGGUAGUUCACUAUGACACAGGUGAAGAUAUUCAUACAAGCCUUUAUGGAGCAGCUGUAGAUGUCAACAUCGGGCUGGCCAGGAGCUCCCUGACAGUUGAGAAGACUUACCUCACACUGUCAAACCACAGAUCUGUAGUGAUUCACAAUCGGAGUGAAAUCAAAGUCCACUUCCAGUGGAAGGCUUUUUCUACUCAGGAAGAGGAGGAUCGUCAGAAGCUGAGGCUUCAGAGGCAGAAAGAGGGCAAGAUGGAUCGUUGUCUGAGGGAGUGCAAGGUGGACUCUGCUCUGCGAGAAUGCCAUCCCCUUCUCUCCCGCCCCUUCCAGAACCAGUGGGCAAAGGCGCAAGGAGACUCCAUACUUUUGUCUGAUGAUGUGUUCACCCUUGAGCCGCUGGAGGGAGAUAUCUGGCCAAAUUCUUCAACUGAAGUUAAUGUGAUCUUUAGACCCCGAGAAGCCAGAGUCUAUCAACAAACGGUCUACUGCGACAUCUCAGGUCCUUAUGGGCCCUUGGGAGAACUGAACUCCCCCACUGGCUCCUUGGAAGAGGACCUCAAGGAGGUCAUUGUGGUCCUGUUUAACAAAGGAGCCAUCAAUGCUGUCUUCAACUUGGUCCCUCCAGCUACAGCUCUGGGCUCCUGCUUCACCUUCCUCCCCCAGGAGGGCAUCAUUUUGCCAGAGGGGCUCCAAGUCAUCCGGAUCUCCUUCAGUUCCACCAUCCUGGGGGAGUUCACAGAAGAAUUCAGGUUCAGCGUGACUGGAUCCCCUGAGCCUGUGACCUUGACGAUCAGGGGCUGUGUCAUUGGACCGACUUUUCAUUUCGACGUCCCUGCCCUCCACUUUGGUGAUGUCUCCUUCGGCUUUCCUCACACCUUGUCGUGUCGCCUCACUAAUACCUCCUUGGUGCCCCUGACCUUCAACCUUCGCAUUCCUGGGGACGGCCUGGGAGAGCCCAGUGUCAGCAGUUUUGCUCAUAUGACAGACAACACUCACCUAGUCCGGAGAAAGGGAGCCCAGCGUCACCUCAGGCCAAGAGAAUUCACCAUAAAGCCCUGCAGAGGGACCAUCCGCCCCCUGGGAUUCCUGGAUAUCCAGGUCACCCUGUGUUCCAACACUCUGCGGAGCUACAAGCUGGUUCUGGUGGUGGACGUGUGCGGUGUUGGCAGGGCAGUGUCGGCACUGCUCCUCACAGCCAGAUGCAUGGUUCCUGCACUGCGAGUGCUCAAUCCCGUUGUGAUGUUCGGACGGUGCUUCCUAAAAUUCCCUUACCAGCAGAUGCUGACCCUUGUGAAUGACAGCGAUCUUCCAGGCUGCUACAGGGUUCUUCCUCAGGAACACAAGGAGGACGCUUCUGUGUGGUACUCCAGCCCCGUGCCGUGGGGGAUUGUCCAGCCUCGCAGCUCAGUGGAGGUCCCGUUGACACUGGAGGCCCAGGUGACGGGAGAGCAGGACACUGUUGCUCAUGUUGCAGUGUUUGGGAAUGAAGGAUCCCCUUUGAAAAUCCAUCUAGUGAGCACUGGAGAAGGACCAGUUGUCUAUGCGUAUCCAAGCAAAAUAAAUUUUGGCAGUAUCCAAGUUCUGCAAGAUGCCUCCCGAACUCUCCACCUCUCCAAUCAGAGUGUCAUACCUGCAUCCUUCAGGGCAACGAUGGCUCGCGAAUCCUCAUGCUGGAGGAUUGAACCCAGUGAAGGAGUGAUUCCCCCUGAGACAGAGGUGUCUGUGGCUGUCAUAGCAAGCUUGGAUGACACGAAGAAAUUCAAGGACGAGGUGAACCUGUUCAUAGAGAACAGCCACACCUACGUUAUCCCCAUCCGGGCUGUUGGCAUUGGCACCACGAUUGUUGCCGACAAACCCUUUGCUCCGGAGCUCAACUUGGGACCACACUUCAGCCUGGAUCCCUGCUGUUACCGCUUCAAGAUAACAAACAAAGGACGGCGCACCCAUUGGCUCUACUGGUCAACAGCAGGUUCUGGCUCGUUUCGCCAGCGUCAUCGUGUCCCUGCUGUCAGCACCAGCAAGGGCCAAGGUUCCUCCCAGAGCCCCAGACCUGCCCGCCCUGUGUUUAAGGUUCAACCACUGAGCGUGGAGCUGAUGCCGGGCAAGACUACGGAGAUGGUGCUGGAAGGCUUCUCCAGCACUCCUCAGGUGGUGAAGGAGCGGCUGCUGUGCCACGCCGUCGUGGGGAGGAAGGCAGAGAAGGCUCCGAUAAUGGAAGUGGAUGUCACCUGUGAGUUCAUUGCUCCCAUCCUGCAAAUGUCCUCCAGAGAAAUCACUUUCCGGGUGGAGAAGCAACCCAGUGAUGUCCUAACUCUGCAGCACCAGCCUCUUUCUUUAAGAAACACCUCCGCCCUGCCACUCAGCAUCAUCCUGGCCUUAGAGCAGCCCUUCUUAAUCUGUGACGCGGAGCGGCAGCCCCUCUCUGCAGACGCUCAGCCCAUGAAGCUGGAGAUAGGGGAGGAACUUCAUCUCUCCAUCAGAUUUAACCCUGCUUAUGAAGAGGAUUUGUGUAGCCGGGUAGUGGAGAAGGUUCUCAAGAUACAGUUUCUUGAGCAUCCUCAUGAGGAGCAGGUCACCAUUCGGGGGGAAGUCUACUUCCCAAAUCUCCAUAUCCAGCCCACAGCCCUGGACUUUGGCUGCCUCUUGAACGACACCGAAGGUGUGCGUUACAUCGAGAUGACCAACUGCAGCCCGCUUCGUGUCCAGUACAACUGGUCGUUCCUGAUGGACAGCCGCGUGAGACAGAUGAGGUUCAGCCCUCCAGUACCUAAAUAUUUCACCAAACCACAACCACCAAAGGAGAAGGGAGCCUGGUCGGAGCGCUCAGUGUCUGCAGGGAGCAGCUGCAGGGAUGGAAGUGUGGAGGAGCCAGCUGAAGCCCUGGGAGCCGCAGGGGAUCCUGCCCAGGAGCCAGCAGAAGCAGAUGACUCCCUGGAAGCAAAGGUGCUGACAUCCCCUGCUGAGGAGCUGGAAGGGGCUAUGGAGACACAGAGCCUGGUGGGGAUCAACAAACAGAUGCAGUUUGUGGAGGCAGAGCCCGUCAGCUUGGGAAUGGAGGAGGUUUUCGAUGUCCUGCCGCUCUACGGUGUGCUGCAGCCAGGUGAGAGCCAGCGGGUCAUGUUCACCUUCUUUGGCCACACAAAUAUCAUCGCCCACGUCACAGCACUGUGCAGGGUGGAGGGAGGCCCGACCUACGAGAUUGCACUGAGCGGGGAGGCUUCACUCAUCAACUACCUCCUAGACAUCACGGAGAUCGACUGCGGGCUGCAGCUGUUUAACAAAGUCAUCGAAGCAGAGGUCACCCUGCAGAACAGAGGGAAGAUGGGCUUCACCUAUGUGGUGCUAAGUCCCAGCAUGGGGACCGCAGACAGCCCCCUGCCCGGCGUGCCCCUGGUCCUGCCCAGCACGGGUUAUGUUGUACCUGGCAAGGAGCAAGUCCUGAAAGUCUACUACCUGCCAGGAGUGCCUGGAGCCUUCCACAGGACUUUCCAGAUCCAAGUGGGUCACCUGGAGCCCGAAGAAAUCUCCCUGAAAGGAGAGGGGAGCUUUCCCAGCAUCUAUUUGGACCUGCCCAGGAACAUCAAAGGAAAUGAAAAAUAUGAGAAGGUCCUCAAGAAGGUGAUAGAAAAGAUGGAAGAAAAUGGCCAGAGAGAGGAAGCAGCAGUUCUGGGGGCGGCUGUGGCCACGGAGCCACCCCCAGAUCCCUUGGACGCCAUGCUGGACCCUGGGCUGCAGAUGCAGAUGGAGCAGCUGCUGAUAGAAGAACAUGCCCUGGAGCAGCAGAAAGCCUUCACCUCUGGUCCCCCAGAGGCCACUGCCUUUGACCAGCGCGCUCGUCAGAGGCUUCUCAAAGCGGAGCUGCCCGAGUACCUCCUGGACUUUGGGUAUGUGAUUCUUGGUAACACCCCCACGCACAUCGUGAGGAUCACCGUCACUGGGCAGUUCCCUGUGUCCUUCCAUGCUGACAGACGGGUCCUGCGUGACACAGGUUUCAGUGUGGAGCUGGACCACGUGAAGCACCUGCCCUGCCGCGAGAGCAAGACAUUUGAAGUGCGCUUCGACCCACAGAGUGCCAACCUGCCGCUGGGAGAGGUGGUCGUGCUCCUGCCCAUCAAGGUAGCAGGAGGCCCCACGUUCCAUGUCCGCCUCCGUGCCAGCGUGGCCAUGCCAGCCCUCUGCGUCUCCAGGGACAGGCUGGAGUUCUCCACUCUCCAGUGUGGCCAGUGCCAGGAAGAAACCAUCCAGCUCCACAAUCAGCUCCAGGUCCCCUGUAACUGGCUCAUCACUAUAAAUGAGCCUGUUAAGAAGGUGGACAAGCAUUGGCCAGCGGGGGUGCGUCAGAAGGUGCCCCAGAAGUUGAAAGCCCAGCCACGUGUCUUCGAGGCGCUGCCCUCGGCUGGAACCCUCGCUCCGGGACAGCGAUGCAACGUGCGAGUGAGGUUUUCACCCACAGAAGAGAAGUCCUACAGAAGCAAGCUGAAGAUUAAUGUUUGCCAGAGCAGCCAGAACCUCCAGCUGCAUGUUUCAGGGCGUGGGCUGGAGCCACAGCUGGAGUUCAGCCCCCCAGUGCUUGAGCUGGGACCAUUGCUGCCGUACAGCCGUGGAGCAGAGGGGACGGUGGUGGUGAAGAACCCAUGCAAGUUCCCCAUCGAGUUUUACUCUCUGGAGUUCGACCAGCAGUACCUUGCUGAGGAGCAGAUCCUGCAGAUGCUUAAAGAUUAUGACUGCCAUAACACCUUAUUGCUGCCUCCACGUGCCCCGGGUGAGAAGCUGCCCCCAGAGCUGCUGGAGUACUAUCAGGACCAGAAGAGGCUGCAGGAUGAGGAGUCCAAGACUGGGGAACCAGCAGGCCAGGACAACGCAGAGCAUGGGCAGAGCGUCACCAGCAGCAAUGUGGCCGCAGGGGAAGUGGCCGACAGUCCUGUCCAUAGGGCCAUCGCACGCCACCUUGGCAUCGAUAUCUCUGCAGAGGGGCGUGCGGCCCAAGACCGCAGAGGGAUAGUCGUCAUCAUCCAUGGGGCACCCCUGACAGGAAAGACGGCGGCAGCGGUUGCCCUGUCCAAAUACUACGGCGCUGCCUGCUUGUCCAUCGACACCGUGGUGACAGAAGCCAUCUCAGACAGGAGCAGCUUGGCAGGGCUGCGUGCCCGGGAGCUGUGCAUCGGAGAUGUCACCGAGCAGAGCUGCAAGGAGGCAGAGGGUGCCGGUCACAAUGCAGAUGAGUCCCUCAGCAAGCAGUUCCACACCAAGGCCAAGCGCAGCCUAGACACGAGCCGGUACAGCUCUGUGGACAAAGUCAGCCUGCAGUCCAUCAGCUCCCAAAGCCAGGGCUCAUCAAGUUCUCACCUCUCUCCCCUUCCCUGCGUUCCUGAGCAGCAAUCGCUGAGCAUCGGUGGCAGCACAUCAGGAGAGCUGGGCUUUAGGAGCUGCGUGCUGCCCGAGGACCUGCUGGUGGCCAUCCUCUCUGACAGGCUGCAGCUGAGCGACUGCUACCAGGGAGUGGUGUUUGAUGGCCUGGAGACACUUUUUGCACGCAACAUGGCGUCUGCUCUCCUCUGCCUGCUCAAAGCUGUCAGAAAUCGGCCUUACAUCUAUUUUGUGAACCUGUUCCAGGAUUAUGCUUCUUGGAAAGCCAGGGAGAUGGCUGCAAAAGAGCAGGAAGGACGGGAGCAGGAAGAAGCUGCCAGGAGGGAAAAAGCACGCCUCUGGGAGAUGAACGAGGACGAGUAUGAUGCCCUCACCGAGGAGGAGAAAAUUCACUUUGAUAACAGUAUACUGCAAGUCCAGCGUGAGAGGAAGAAAAGGGAGAUGGAGCAGCUGGCUCGAGAGCUUGAGGAAAAGCUAGAACGCUUGAGGGAGGAAGAAGAGCUGAAGAAGUCAUCUCAGUGGGCCAAGAGAAAGCUUGGGAAAGACAAAGAUAAUGCGGCAAGGAAGAAAAGCCAGCCUGGAGUCGGGCAGAAUACAAACGCAUCCACCAGCAACAGCAGCGCAUCCAUCGGCAACCUGUCCGAUGUCACCAAGGGGGGAGAGAAGACGGAAUCUGCAAAGGAGCACCUGGACUCUCUUGCAAGUGACAAGGAAGACAAGAAAAAGCAGAGCAAGGCUCCCCUGACAGAUGUCUGCCCAGCGGAGGUUGUACAACCGGUGGACCCAGAAGAGGGGGAAACCAAAACCGAGGUGCAGAGUGACAGUGAGAACUUGGCCCUGAGGUUUAAGAUCUACGAGGAUUGGCAGAAGGAUGUCACACAUAUUUUGUCAACCUGGGACAGGGCUCGGGGUUUCCUGCUGUCCCCUCUGAACCAGGAAGUGGUGCAGCACCACGUACAAGGUCAGCACCAUCGCAGGAGCCAAAAGAACAGAGAGAAGAAGCGCCAGGAGAGGCUGGAGAAGGAGUGUCUGGAAAAACUGAAUGCUCCGGAGGACUCCAAGUUACCUGGGCUGGAAGGGGAAGGUGCAGAAGGGUCAGCCAGAGGCCAGGACAUUGGGGUGCCCUGCUUGGACAUCCAGGUGCUGAGCCCUGCAGAUGUGACGAGGGCGAUCCUGGAGAGUGGCAAGCUGCCAGCAGCAGAGCAGGUCCUGGAUGACCUGGGACUGGGUCCCUCGGGGCCUCCCAUUCCACCUACGGCUUUCUACUCUGUGAUCCGCUACCCAGAGAAGCGGAUGGUCCCUGCAGCAGGAGAAGCCCUCGAGCACUUCGCCUUUGUUGUGCCCGAAGGUGCCACUGCAGAAGAAGAAAAGAAGGACACCAGAAGUCUCUUGGAUGUGCCUGCAGUGAAGGUGUCAGAGGAGCAGGUCACGCCAAGCAGGGGCCAGUCGGGGAAGGAGAAAGCCGCGGGCAGGCCGGAGGCUGUGAGGAGGAAGCGGAGCUCCAGCCGGGCAAGGUCUCCAGCCAGGAGAGGUCUCCAGGUGCCGGGCACGGGAGCACCCACACAGCCCCCCGGGGCGCACCAAAGCGACAUGGACACGGUCCCAUCCCCGGGGAGAUCCGUCAGGCUGAGCAGCUGCCGGUGGAUAGUGCCUGCCCACGGCGAGGUGGAACUGAAGGUCCAAUUCAGCUCCACCGUGCCGGGGCAGUUUGAUCAGAUGCUGCAUUUUGAGGUUCUGGGGACAAACCGAAUGUACCAGGUGCACUGCAGGGGUACCUGCCUGUAUCCUACUAUCAGCCAGGACCACGGUAAGGCUGGAGCAUGGGAGCCUCCCACACUGCUCCUCCCUGAACUCAGAGCCAGGGCUGCCCCUUGUGCCCCAGUGACCUUCUGGCUCAGGCAGAGCAUGCUGCCUGAGCCGCCCAGUGUCUCCUCCCAUGCUUGGAGCUGGGAACCAGUACUGGUACUAUGGGAGACCUGGGCUAGUCUGAGGGAUCAGAAUGUAAGUUUGAUACUGACUUUUGGCAGAUAAGCAUGUACCCUUAAGAGGCUUGAAAGUCCCGAGAA